AUGAGCUUCUUCUCCUUCGGCGAUCUGCCUACGAUCCAAACCCGCAAGGCUUUGCUGCUGCUCGACUUCCAAAAUGAUUUUGUGCGCCCCGCCGGCGCCCUCCACGUCGCCAACACCACCGAUAUCCUCGAGUCCCUCCCCCAGCUGGUCGCCGCCUUUCGUCGCGUCGGCGAUGUCAUCUGGGUACGAUCGCAGUAUGAUGCCCCCCAGGGUCUAGACGACUGGAACUUUGGCGACCGCAUCGUCUUGGAAAAGCAACCCCCGAGGCGGGAACCGGUACCUACGUCCGAUAUCAUUGAAGCUUCCUCCGACCGCGACACUCCCGAGCCUGUCGAUCCCGAAGCUUUUCUUUCGGGCCAAGCUGCCACUGCUUGUUCCCCCCAGACUUCCGGCUUUCAAUUCCCCGCCCCGAUUCUAGCUGCCCUCGAUCGGGAGCGAGACACGGUGUUGGACAAGACCGGUUACUCCGCCUUGGAGUCCGAGGGUCUCGUCUUCUCAUUCCGAUCCCGCUUUAUCACCGAGAUUUAUCUCUGUGGUUCGCUCUCCAAUGUAUCCGUCUAUGCGACCGCCUGCGAUGCUGUCCGCAACGGUUUCUCGGUUACCCUCAUCGAAGACUGUCUCGGCUACCGGGACUUUCAACGCCAUCAAGAGGCUAUGCGUCGCAUGGCGGAUAUUCUCGGAGAAACCCACGCCAUCGCGAAAGGUGGUUCCCAACCAAAACAACGAGCGACCGCGCCAUCGGGCAUUGAGGGCUUCAUGGGUAGCUUAGGGGUCCAGACGGAUGAUACCAUCCCGGAAGAAACUCCAGAUGAUGACAUGCGCAGUCUGACCGAGCUGGCCUCGCUCACUCGAACCCACCGGAUGACAGCAGGGGGUUCUCAGCCUCGUCCGGGAGGAGUCGAGGGCAAGAAGCAUGUCCGCGCUCGAGUGCGCCGCCCGAAACGUCGUGAGCCAACCCCUGAUACCGGAGCAGCAAAUGGAAGAUCUAGCAACAGCAUUGGAGAAGGUGAUUCUCGUCUCAUUCCCGAACUUGACCUACCCGCAGAUUUCUUUGAGCGUAUUCACGGAGAAGUCUCCUGGCAGAAAAUGUAUCACCUUUCAGGCCAGGUGCCUCGGUUGGUGGCGGUACAAGGGGCCAUUCAGCCAGAUGGCUCGAUGCCAAUAUAUCGACACCCCGCAGAUGAAUCUCCGCCCCUGAAACAAUUCACACCCGCAGUGGACCAAGCAAGAAUCGCAGUCGAGCGAAUCCUGGGCCAUCCUUUGAAUCAUGCACUCAUUCAACUUUACCGCGACGGAAACGACUCGAUCUCUGAGCACUCGGAUAAGACACUCGACAUCGCUCGGGGCUCAUACAUUUGCAAUGUGAGUCUAGGCGCCCAGCGUGUGAUGGUUCUCCGCACCAAAACAUCUGCGAGCGAGGCCAAGGAAAAUGAAGGCCAUGAAGUGGUCCGCGCGACACAACGUGUCACCCUCCCGCAUCGAUCACUUUUCGUUCUCGGCGAGAAAACGAACAUGCGUUGGCUGCAUGGCAUUCGACCGGAUAAGCGCCCAGAUGCCGCCAAAGCACCCGAGGAGAAAGCAUACGGCGGCGAGCGCAUCUCUAUUACAUUCAGGCACAUUGGCACUUUUGUUGACCCGGCAGCCAACCUCAUCUGGGGCCAGGGAGCCGUGAGCAAAUCGAGAGAAACCGCGCGCACCGUGAUUCAUGGUGAUCCCGCGCAGACAGAGAGAUUGAUCCAUGCCUUCGGACAAGAAAAUCGUGCUACGGAAUUCAGUUGGAGCGGAGUCUAUGGCGGCGGAUUUGAUGUUGUCAACUUUGUGACUCCAUCAACGUCACGUUUGGUAUUGGGUGGCGAUGCGGUAGCCGAUCUGAGGCCAAGCUUCACGGGCUUCGAUGGUAAUACUGUUGUUGGCGAUUUGAAUAUCUUGAAAUGUCUCGCCGAGCGGCCCGCUGAAUCUGUCCGCCCUGGUAUCGAGAUCCUUCGAGGCGGCAGUCACAUCCCAUGGAUAGAAGAAAUAUUCUCUUGCUGGCGUAAGCACCGUCAGAGCAACACGGGGUCCAUCUUUGAUUUCGGGCUCAGUAUGUUUGAUCGUGCCCUCGAUGGACAAUCUUAUCUCGGAGGCUCAACGUUUGGCAUUGAUGAUUGCUCGUUAUGGCCGGUUUUACGAGAGAUCUGUCAGGCCCAGGGUCCCUUUGAGAACCGAUUCCCGAAUCUUCACCAAUAUUAUCAACGCGUCGAGAAACGAGGCAUCGUUCGAUCCAUCCUCGAGGAAUUGCGCUGA
Messenger RNA from Penicillium cosmopolitanum, 2283 nucleotides. Its product is annotated as isochorismatase family protein family. Gene Ontology annotation, cellular component: nucleus. Gene Ontology annotation, molecular function: dioxygenase activity. Bases 1 to 2283 code for a protein of 760 amino acids. Lineage: Eukaryota; Fungi; Ascomycota; Eurotiomycetes; Eurotiales; Aspergillaceae. Gene Ontology annotation, biological process: DNA alkylation repair; DNA repair. The record is from RefSeq and is a predicted model, not a curated record. The transcript is spliced from 3 exons.